Molecule: messenger RNA, 977 nt
Organism: Mercenaria mercenaria
Lineage: Eukaryota; Metazoa; Mollusca; Bivalvia; Venerida; Veneridae
Exons: 3
Coding region: 184-843 (219 amino acids)
Biological process (GO): allantoin catabolic process
Molecular function (GO): ureidoglycolate hydrolase activity; ureidoglycolate lyase activity
Source: RefSeq, a predicted model, not a curated record
UAAUAUGGACAUAAGUUGCUUUGUAAAAUAAAAUGAGAAAAAAGCUCUUGUUAAAUGCGUUGGAAUAAUAUAAACAGACAGAAACCUUUAUACUGUAAAUGAAAGGAAAUUCAAAAGAUUGCAGGAUAAAAAAACAACGUCUUAUAUCAACUGGAUAUAUUCAGCUUAACUUUGAGGGGAGUUAUGGAUGUGUAUGGAGAAUACGGCGAAUAUGGUAACUUUGACGAAGCUUUUGAUCCAAAAUAUGGUGACCCACAUCCGGUACCAAUCGUCAUGGCAACCGAAAAAACGCUAAAGGGAUUUGGAAAUCUUGUAACCGACUUCGACGCAGAGGAAAUUGAUAUUACACCAUGGCCAGUGCAAGGGUGGCGGAAACUCUGGCCCGACACCGGAGCGCUUGGUGGAAUACGUAGCGGCGACUUUAAAUACAAGUGGAAGGGAGAUGUAUGUACAGCUGUUAACGAAGCUGUCAUCAAUGGUGAUUACGUCACCGGAAAGUUGCCACGCGGUGUUUCGCCCAGCAACCGGACGCACGUGCUUGUGAAGGACGCCAAUUAUCACCCUGAUGGUAGUCAAAUAUUUUACCCGAAGAAUAAAGAUCCCUUUGUUAUGCUUCUUGCGAAACCAGGAGAUGACCUCACUUUGGAUAGUUUUGUAGCCUUCUACUGUGAUGGAAGCUUCGGUGUCCACGUGCAUACAGGCGUCUGGCACCAACCUGUUUAUCCAAUCAACGAUGAGGCUGAGUUUUAUGGGAAACAGGGGGCGGUACACGCAUGCGUAGGUGUUGACACUGUCAUGGAGUUCGAGAAAUUUCUUUUGGUACCUCUAACCAAACCGGAAUGAAAUGAUUUAACAUUUUGAUAUGGUCCAUACGUUCUAACAGAAACUUUAAAUCAGUCUUAAACGCCUUUUUUAAAUUUAUGUUGUGUUUAAAAGUCAGCAAUAUUUUAGAAAUAACAACGAAUCAGAAAUCUUAA